Strongylocentrotus purpuratus (purple sea urchin) is the source of this 1801-nucleotide messenger RNA. RefSeq lists its product as uncharacterized. NCBI's taxonomy places the organism in Eukaryota, Metazoa, Echinodermata, Echinoidea, Camarodonta, Strongylocentrotidae. The transcript is spliced from 2 exons. The record is from RefSeq and is a predicted model, not a curated record. Bases 84 to 977 code for a protein of 297 amino acids.
GCUUUAAUGAUUUCGUUCAAGGAGAAGUCGCUUCCCGUACCAAGCAGGGAUGGAAUCGUAACAAUUGUGAUAAUUAAGCAAGAAUGGAAUCACUCGGAUGUUAUCGUGUGCUUGUUGGACUUUCGGUGAUUUGUAUCCUGCUCUUCAAACAAACGAAUGGUCUAACAACUGACGAGAUCGAUGCGUUUGGUGCCAGAACCUUCACCGACACCAACACCGGUCUCCAGGGAACUAUUACGAUCACGAAUUAUGAUACCGACAACUAUGUAAUCCAGGCUAACGGCAUCCCUGACCACGAGGCAGGCCCUUACCCGAACGACCAGGACUCCAGCGAGAUCAUCGAUCAGGAUUAUGUGUAUUACAUUCUAAAAACGCCAGUGCAAGCGAGCGAAGUGACCGAGCUCCCUAUGGGGACCAUAGGCUUGGCCCUCAACGGCGUCCCGUUCUUUAACCCAUACACGUUUAUUGGGACCGACGCGGUGGAGAAUGAGCUAUUCGAUUCUUGCGACGGUCACCCAACUCCAGAGAAUGGAGCAUACCACUACCACGACCAUCCCAGUUGUGUGUUCGAUUUAGAGAGCGGAGUGCCCUCCGAGGUCGUGGGUGUCGCAUUGGACGGAUAUCCCAUCUACGGACCCAACGAUGAAAACGGCAAUGAAUUAGUGUCUGCGGACUUGGAUGACUGCCAUGGACGAUGGGUAAAUGGAAACUACCAAUACCACAUCACGCAGGACUUCCCUUACAUACUGGGUUGCUACGCCGGCGUGGUCGACGAUCGAAAUUUGAUGUCAGGAGGAGAUGGUCCACCAGGACAGAAUCCGGAUAACGGUGUGGAUGGUGAUGACGACGAUGACGAUGAUGAUGAUAACGAUGAUGAUGAUAAUGAUGAUGCUGAUGAUGAUGCCGUGAAAUUAACAUGUUGCGUUUAUUUACAACUACUGCUUGUAAUUUUUGUAAUGCUUCAACAUCUCCAGUAACUAUAAACCAUGUGGUCUGUACUCUAUUAAUUCGAUUAAACCUGACCCAUGGGCCAAAUAUUACGAUGAAUAUAGGACAAAUUAAACCCAUUAAUUAACUUCCUGUGUUAAAACCAGAUUUUCAACAAAAGCAGAUUGAGCGCCGGGUUGAAAGUGUAGGGGAUUUGGGAUCUAUGUAUUUAUGAAUGCCACCUACAACAGUUCAUCCUGUGUGAAGGUUCUAUUUGCAUGACGAGUUUGUCUAAAAAUGUUACGUCCGUCUGUACAUCCUUUUAUGCAAAAUGUUUUUUGUUAAUGUGUAGAUCAUCAAAAGCUUCGGUAAACAAGUGCGGAUCCUUUUUUUAACAUUCAAUUCUUUUAACAAUACUAUAGCAUUGAAAUUAUAGUUGAACUGCUUGCAUUUAAUGAGAAUAGUGAUUGUAUUAAUCAAUAUUGAUGAUUGUACCCGGUAAGAAAAAGCUACUUUUUAAUGAAGGAAAAUGCCACUCUUUUAUCAAGGUACUUUAAAUAGAAGCCAAACAAUAUUCAGUUUCAGUUUCAGUUUAUUGUUUUCCAUAUUUCAAAAUGAUACAAAUAUUACAGUCUAAACCCAUUCUUUGUAACUUAUUAUCAUACACAAAGGAAAUUAGAUACAUGUUACAAAUUUAGUUAUUGAUCGAGUUAUUUAACAGCUUUUACAAGAAGACGAAUAGGUGAAUGAAAUUAUUCGUAACGAGACUCUUCCCAAAGACUUGUGCAUUAAACGUUGUUACAAUACAAAAAUGGACCAUUGACAGAGCCCACAAUACGCCACUUGCAAGGGAUUAUCAACAGUGCUUAUCAGC